Molecule: messenger RNA, 1422 nt
Organism: Phalaenopsis equestris
Lineage: Eukaryota; Viridiplantae; Streptophyta; Magnoliopsida; Asparagales; Orchidaceae
Product: ubiquitin-like domain-containing CTD phosphatase
Exons: 7
Coding region: 81-1130 (349 amino acids)
Cellular component (GO): nucleus
Molecular function (GO): protein binding; phosphoprotein phosphatase activity
Source: RefSeq, a predicted model, not a curated record
GAGACUUUGCCUCUCGCUAUGUUAAUCUUCCAAGCGACAGAAUAUCGAGCCAGUCGAAUACCUAGUGCGUAGUGGUUGCAAUGGAAACACCCACUCCUGAAUCGGCGGUUCCGUCGUCUUCGGCGACUGGGGUUCCUUGCUCGAGCUUGCUGGCGGUGGAGGACGAAGUGGCCGAGAUGACUUUGACUGUGAAGUGGAGUGGGAAGGAGUACACGGUGAGGGUUUGCGGUGACGAUAGCGUGGCAGAACUUAAGCGGCGGAUCUGUGAGCUUACUAACGUUCUUCCUAAGCGUCAGAAACUUCUCUAUCCAAGGAUCGCCAAUAAGUUUGCCGACGAUUCUCUCAUUCUUUCCCAAUUCAACCUCAAGCCAUCAAUCAAGAUGACCAUGAUCGGCACAGUUGAAGAUGAUAUAUUCAUAGACCAGCUGGAUUCACCUGAAAUAGUUGAUGAUUUAGAAUUGGGCCAAGAUGAGGUUGUUGAUGUCAAAGAUAAAAAUGUAAACAAACAGAAACUACAGCGUAGGAUCAGUCAAUACAAGAUCAAACUUCGGAAUCCAUGUCGUGAUGGGAAAAAGCUUCUAGUUUUGGACAUUGAUUAUACUCUCUUCGAUCACAGGUCACCAGCUGAAAACCCUCUGGAGCUCAUGAGGCCAUAUUUGCAUGAGUUUAUGUCUGCUGUUUAUGCGGAGUAUGACAUCAUAGUUUGGUCGGCGACUAGCAUGAAGUGGGUUGAGUUGAAGAUGGGACAACUUGGUGUAUUGAACAAUCCCAACUACAAGAUAACGGCUCUCCUAGAUCAUCUGGCCAUGAUCACCGUUCAAACUGAUUCCCAUGGGACUUUUGAUUGCAAGCCACUUGGCCUAAUUUGGGCUAAUUUCCCCAGGUUCUAUAGCUCAACGAAUACCAUAAUGUUUGAUGAUCUGCGAAGAAAUUUUGUCAUGAAUCCACAAAAUGGUCUUAUCAUAAGACCUUUCCGGAAAGCCCAUCUGAAUCGAAGUACUGACCAGGAAUUGGCGAAGCUUACUCAAUAUUUACUGGCCAUAGCUGAACUUUCUGACUUUAGUUCGCUUAAUCACAGAAACUGGGAAUCAUACACAGAAGACAGCUCUAAGAGGCGCAGGCACAGCUGAAAAGGAGAAACGUCCUUGGCUAUAGGCAUCAAUGAAGAUAUAUACAGCUACCGUUUACUGGGAGAUGCAAUUUACCUGAUCACUUGUUCUGUCAGAACCUAAAACAAUUGUUUCAUUUAGCUACUUUAUUUACUGCUGUUUACAUUAUCUUGUUUGUGCGGUGAUCUGCAACAUCGGUUUAAUUACAGCAGUAAAUACUAAUUUGCACCAUCUUGCUGAAUGUACAGUUUGCUUUUGCUUAUGAUCUCUUUUGUUUAAUUUUUUUGCUGCAUUGAAAUAUGCUACUGCUUUC